UUGAGCUUUGCAUUAGAGUGUCAUUCUUUCUGUCAUGCUUGCAAAUUUUACAGUUCGUCGCCACCCUUUUGAUUUUCGAAACAAAGUAUCCAGCUUUGUAUUCCCUCCGUCCCGUAAUAUUAGAUGUUAUUACAACCAAUACAUAAUAAGAUAUAUGGGACAGACUGAUAUUUUAUAAUUUUAUCCUCACUCUAGCAAAAAAAGAGCCAAGUUGCUGGCCGGGCACCUUUUAGAGCUUUAAGCUUCCUGAAACAACUUUAUCAAGUUAUGAUCGAUAGGUUAUUAAAAAGCUCGUGGACUGGCCAGAAUUGUGCACCAUUGAAAAGGUUUUUUGUCAAGGUGAGCACCACUCUAGUACUCUCUUUUCAUUUAAUAAAGGACAAACAAAUAUCUUCAUGCCCAUGUUAACCACCUGAGGUUAUAUUGUCAGCAUUUGGUAGAUGAGAUUGGGACAAACUAACAAUAACAAUGUGGGUUGCUAGCUCUCCCAUAAAGCAAUGACAUACCUGAUGGCUGCUUCUCCAUGCUAAUUCAGGAGCAAACCCCAUAGUUUUUUUCAGGAAAUUCUGAUAUAAACUUGCAAGCUUGUUUUAUUCUUUCUCGUUUUUAACUCUCAGAAGCUUGGUCUAUGAAGUGCAAUCUUUUUGCGAGAUCUCCCUUCUUUGACUGGUGCCAUCAAUGUAAAGACGGGUUGGGAUUCAUCGUCUAUGCACCGAGCAGUGCCAGGGUUCCUGCGUCGAGCCCUUAUAAGCAGAAAUCGCCCCCCGGUAUUGUGCCUUUCCUCUCUGGCUUGUAGCUUUAAGAGCUUGGAUGAUCAAGAACCCAGUCGAAGCUCUUUUUGCAGCGAGUAUAGAAGCCGGUGUAUUCAUCCUUUGAUCGCACUAGCAGUCCGGACAUCGAAUUUGGAUGAGGCCAGAAAGAUUACCUUCAGGGAGUGUGUCAGGUUAUAUGGCCUAUCCCAGUCAGUUGGGUUGUUUGCAUUGCUUAUGCGGUCAUUCUUGCCGCAUGGAAUCACAGACAUCCGGUGCUUGAUUCACAGCAUUGUUGAUUACUGUGGGGAUGCUGGGCCAGACUUAUUUGAGUUGGCACCUAUGUUGGUCAGCAGUAUGGGUGGGUCGAUGACAUUGCUACAAGUUUAUGCCACAAUCAUUUGGAUUUUUGUAGAUCUGUCAAUGUUUGAGGAUGCUCUUCUCACUUACAUUGAGGCCAAGAAGGUUGGAGUUGAGUUGCGAGUGUGCAACUUCUUACUGAAGAGCUUAGUUCAAAAGAAACAAAUCCUGCACGCAAGGAGUUUGUUUGAUGAUAUGAAGAGUUCUGGUCCUUCACCAAAUGUCUACUCUUAUUCAGUUUUGAUGAGUGCGUAUACCCAUGGAGAUAAGUUAUGCUUGGAGGAAGCCUUCGAGCUUCUUUGUGAAAUGGAAGCAAAAGGUGUGAGGCCGAAUGCUGUAACCUUUGGUACUUACCUCUAUGGGCUUUGCCGUGCCAGACAGGUGACAUCUGCAUGGAACUUUCUUCAAAUGAUUUGUCAGAGAGGCGACCCUUGCAACAUUUACUGUUUUAAUGCAGUGAUUCAUGGUUUCUGUCACGAGGGUCAGGUUAAAAAAGCAAUAGUGGUGUUUGAUGCGAUGAAGAAGGGUGGGUUUGUCCCAGAUGUCCAUAGCUACAGCAUAUUAGCUGAUGGGUUAUGCAAACAAGGGGAUCUGUUGACAGGCUAUUACAUGCUUGUUGAAAUGGCAAAGAAUGGAAUUGCCCCUACUCUGGCAAGUUACAGUUCACUUUUGCAUGGUCUUUGCCGAGCUGGAAAUAUUGAAUGGGCGUUUGAGCUUUUUAAGAGGCUCAAUGAGCAUGGUUUCAAGCCUGACCACAUAGUGUACAGCAUUGUUCUUCAUGGCUGUUGCCAACAUUUGGAUCUAGACGUUACCUGUGACCUUUGGAAUGACAUGGUUCAUCAUAAUUUUGUUCCAGAUGUCUACAAUUACACUAGUCUGAUAUUUGCAUACUGUAGACACGGGGACCUUGAAGAAGCAUUGGGUGCAUUUGAGCUCAUGCUCGAUAAUGGGAUAAGUCCAAACAUUGUGACCUGCACAAUUCUUGUCAAUGGCUUCAGUAACAAAGGCCGGAUUGCUGAAGCCUUCACAUUCCUGGAUAAAGUGCGCCAGUUUGGAAUUUUCCCCAACCUUUGUACAUACAGGGUUAUCAUCAAUGGCCUGUUUAAGGUCAACAAAUCUGAUGAUGUAUGGGCAAUUUUCGGGGAUAUGAUAAAAAGGGGUUAUGUUCCUGAUACUGUGAUUUACAGUAUUAUUAUUGAUGGUUUUGUGAAAGCUUUGGAUCUGCAUGAGGCUUUCAGGUUGUAUCAUAAAAUGGUGGAUGAGGGGACAAAACCUAAUAUCUUUACUUAUACUAGCCUGAUAAAUGGUCUGUGCCAUGAUAAUAGACUUCCGGAAGUUAUGACAUUGUUUAAUCAUAUGAUUGGGAAGGGUAUAAAACCGGACAUGAUUUUAUAUACGUCUCUAAUUGCAUGCUAUUGUAAGCGCUCAAACAUGAAGGCAGCUCUGGAAAUAUUCAGAGAGAUGGAAAAGGAGGGUUUGCCUGCAGAUGCUUUUGUUUAUACUUGUUUAAUUGGUGGGUUCAGUAAAGUACUUGCAAUGGAUGGUGCAAACAUGUUGAUGGAAGAAAUGAUAAAUAUGGGUCUUACACCUACUGUAGUAACUUAUACAGAUCUCAUAAUAGGAUACUACAAAACUGGAGAUGAGAGGAAAGCUAAGAUGAUGUACAAGAGUAUGAUCCAGGCAGGCAUUACACCGGAUGCCAAGAUGAUGUGUAUACUGGGCUUUGACAAUUGUGAAGAUGAUUUUGAGGAUUCUCCGAAAGAUAAGGGUGUAGCAUAGGUUUUCACAUAGAGAUAUAUUAACUUGGUCAACACAAUAAUUUCAUAAUGGUGAUGAGCUCUAUUAAUCAGUCAAGCUGAACCUAGGCCUUUUGGGUUGGUGGUGCUGAUGUACUUCAUAGAUAUUAUGUCCACGAAUUGAAUGAGAAUUUCCAAGGAUUGAGCUAUUUCUUGUUCACGAGGUUUUCAAGAAGUUCCUGUGCAGUGCACUACCUUGAAGUCAAGGAUGGCAAAGAAGUCCACAAGAAACAGAGUAAAUUGCACGAGUAUCUAGUGCUGCUACUCCUAUGUGAUCAAUUAGUGGACUAACUUCAGAAUAUGAAGAUGCUAAGGAAGAUAAUUGUUGAGCAUGCUCGGGAUCCUUUUGCCCCAUACGACAUUGAAAAGGCUGGGUUCCACUAUCAUUGACAAAACAGAAGAACCAAUUGUUCACCCAGCCCCUAAAGUCCACGCGUAACACUGGCUGUGGUGGCGCGCAGAUGUUGCUUCCAUAGCGGAGAAUCAAAGAGUGCCCUGAACUCCUGAAGGGCGGCAUCAUCCACCGAGAGCUCAUAGGGGAAAUCCCCAAGGCUUUGAGAAAGACGAAUUCAGCUGCAGAUGCUUUUUUCGGCAACUUGCGUUGAGACGGUGCAGGGAAAUUGAGUCCUCUCCACGCUACGCCCUGAAAUAGAGCCAUUCACACCAUGGAGGAGCAGAGCCAUUCACACCACGGAGGAGCACCCGUAUCGUGUUCCACUAUCAUCAUUGAGAUAAUGAAACAAGCAAACCAACUGUUCAUCAAGCUUCCAAAGUACAUCCAAAACACUGGUGAAUGCUCCAGGAUGGCAAAGAAGUCCACAAGAAACAGAGUAGAUUGCACGAGUAUCUAGUGCUGCUAGUCCUAUGUGAUCAAUUAGUGGACAGAUUUCAGAAUAUGAAGAUGCUAAGGCAGGUCUUUCUGUUUUCCUGUCCUCAUUCUGCAUCAUAUGCAGUGUACAUUAACUGAUGCAUAUUUGGCAAUGUAGCUUCUUUCAUGUA
Lolium rigidum is the source of this 3904-nucleotide messenger RNA. RefSeq names its product pentatricopeptide repeat-containing protein At1g64580-like. Gene Ontology annotation, molecular function: protein binding. The record is from RefSeq and is a predicted model, not a curated record. Bases 708 to 2888 code for a protein of 726 amino acids. The transcript has 6 exons. Lineage: Eukaryota; Viridiplantae; Streptophyta; Magnoliopsida; Poales; Poaceae.